This is a messenger RNA of Carica papaya (papaya), 2004 nucleotides long. Its product is annotated as GPI-anchored protein. Lineage: Eukaryota; Viridiplantae; Streptophyta; Magnoliopsida; Brassicales; Caricaceae. Gene Ontology annotation, cellular component: plasma membrane. The record is from RefSeq and is a predicted model, not a curated record.
UUUGCUCAGCUCUGAGGUAGAGAGAGGAGGGGGAGAGAGAGAGAGAGAGAGAGAGAGAGAGAGAGAGAGAGAGAGAGAGAGCUAACUGAAAGCUCUCAUUCUAGGGUUUCUUCGGCAAGUAAUCCCAUUUUGCCAACCCGGAUCGACCCGAGAAGUGGUUUAAUUGUUAUAAGUUUCUUCUCAUCAAUAUUUCGAGGUUUCAACUUCUUCAGCCUCUUUCAGCAGAUCUUUGAAAAGGGGGAAAAAAAAAAGGAAAAGAAAAUGCAUUUCUUACCAGAAUUGGUUUAUUGCUUUGAAGACUUUGAAGGUACAUAAUCUACCGUCACAAGUUUCUCUUUCAUGAAACUCAAUGGUGCCAGAGGGCUAGUGUAGCCAUGGACUGUUUUCAGACCAUCAGUCGGCUUAAGGGUUUAUUUUGCCAGCAGCUCUUAUUUUUCAUUAUCUGGUUAUCACGAUUUCAAUAUGUAGUCGCAUCACAGAUGUUGCCCAAGCCUAGUCACGUAACCUCCAUUUCUGAGUUGGCCAAUCCACCCGGUACUGGACUUUUUGAUCCUAUUGAAAUAUCUCCUGCUGUCAUUCCACACAACCCAUUUCCGAGUGAACCUUUGCCUCCUAUGUACCCUACUUUUCCCACUACGUACGAACCCAAUUUAACUGGGAAAUGCCCUGUAAAUUUCUCCGCUAUAUCGAGUAUCAUGGGCAAAACAGCAUCUGAUUGUUCUCAGCCUUUGGCACCACUUGUAGGAAAUGUAAUAUGUUGUCCACAGCUUGGUAGUUUACUCCACAUCUUCCAGGGUUUCCAUGGCAUCAACUCUGAUUUCUUGGUUUUGCAAAAUGCAGCUGCUAAUGAUUGUUUUUCAGAUAUUGUUAGUAUUUUAGUGAGCAAAGGUGCCAACACAACAAUAUCCACACUUUGUUCUGUAAAACCAUCAAAUCUAACAGGAGGUUCUUGUCCUGUAAAAAAUGUCAGUGCCUUUGAGAAGAUUGUUAACACAAGCAAAUUAUUGGAUGCCUGUGGCACAAUUGAUCUGCUUAAAGAGUGUUGUAGACCAAUUUGCCAACCUGCCAUUAUGGAAGCUGCUCUUCAGAUCUCAGGGACACAGUUGACCAUGAAUGAAAAUAAAAAUGUAGUGGGGGAGCCUAAUCAUAUUGACACUAUUACUGAUUGCAAGGGGGUGGUGUAUUCAUAUCUUUCUAAGAAACUCUCAGCAGAUGCUGCCAAUACUGCUUUCCGAAUAUUAUCUUCCUGCAAAGUGAACAAGGUCUGCCCUUUGGAUUUUAAGGAGCCCUCUGAAGUUAUCGAAGCAUGCCACAAUGCAGCCGCACCUAAUCCUUCAUGCUGUAGUUCUUUAAAUGCCUAUAUUGCUGGGAUACAAAAGCAAAUGUUAAUCACAAACAAACAAGCCAUAAUCUGUGCAACUGUUUUUGGAACCAUGUUAAGAAAGGGGGGUGUCAUGACAAAUAUUUACGAUCUUUGUGACAUUGACUUGAAAGAUUUUAGCAUCCAAGAAGCCUAUGGACAAGAAGGGUGUCUACUUCGGAGCUACCCCGUGGAUGUAAUAUUUGAUAAUUCAACAGGAUAUAGUUUUACCUGUGACUUGGCGGAUAAUAUUGGUGCACCAUGGCCUUUGUCAUCCUCAAUUUCAUCCCUGUCUUUUUGUGCCCCUGAGAUGUCAUUGCCUGCCUUGCCAACAUCACAGACUCUUAAAAAUUCUGGGUACCAUGAAAGUAUGUUGGAAGUGGUGAUGUCCAUUUUUUCAUUUUUUGCUUUCAGUGCAUUGUUGUACUGAUGAUGAAGAGAGUUGUGAUUUUAGCUGAGCAGCCACUUUGGUUAUUGACUUUGUUGGUGUGGGAAACUUUUACUUGUAUAUUUCUUUUUGUUUUUCCAUUUUUCUUUUUUACCAACCUUCCAUGUAUAGCAGCUUCUUCUUCUUCUUCUUCUCUCUUUUUCUGUGAUUUGGUGGUUUAUAAUAUUCUUGUGGUUAUAUCUAGUUUGCUUUGUAA